AUGAAAUUUGGUAUUUUUGAAGAACACCUUGCCGUUGAUGAAAUGAUAGUCAAAUAUUAUGGCCUUCACGCUCUGAAACAAUUCAUUAGGAGUAAGCCAAUUAGGUUUGGCUACAAGUUUUGGGCAUUAUGGGGUGUCUCUGGUUAUUGCUACAAUUUUGAUCUUUAUUGUGGCAAGAGCUCAUCUGAUGACAACCGCGCAGACUUACUGCUUGGAUCAAAAGUUGUAUUGAACAUGCUAGAUGUUGUGGAAGAACCACAAUCAUAUAGUGUCUUCUUUGAUAACUUAUUUACCGGAUAUGAGUUACUGGUUCAUCUUCGCGAACUCGGCUCAAGCAACUGGAACUGUGCGCGAGAACAGGCUAAAGAAAUGUCCUUUGAUGGAAGCAAAAGAACUGAAAAGCAAAAAUGA
Messenger RNA from Octopus bimaculoides (California two-spot octopus), 411 nucleotides. RefSeq names its product piggyBac transposable element-derived protein 3. The record is from RefSeq and is a predicted model, not a curated record. Lineage: Eukaryota; Metazoa; Mollusca; Cephalopoda; Octopoda; Octopodidae. Gene Ontology annotation, molecular function: sequence-specific DNA binding.